UAAGGCUUUGGAAUGGAAGGUCCUCUGGUUGAUGCAGAGGGCUUCCCUCAUGCAGAUGUUAAUGUGUAGGAGAUCAGAACAGCAAGGGGCAGGAUUUCUUGUAAGAAUGCUUGUAGCACUGCUGUGCAAUAUAACAUGUUUUGACUGACACAUUACUUGACAACAGUUAGACAACCUAUUUACAGUGAUGCAGUGCGUUGCUUCUGGCAUGUGUAAAGGGUUGCCUUGCUCAUGUACUACUGCCUACUGGACUUUCUCUGCUUAUUAUGGCCACCUUAUCGACGUGGCAGGUCUACAGAAUGAUCACAAAGCCAUCAUGGUGGAAAUCGAGGAGGCCCUGCACAGGUUGCAUGCUCGAGAGAAGGCAAAGGGACCAGGGCCAGGCAGAGUCCCAGAUUGAGUCCAUGGAGCAGGAGGUCACCAUGCCCUUUCCCUUCGCGUGUGUGGAUGCUGUCUCACAAGGCUCCCCUGCCUGUCAGGCUGUGAGUGUUUACAGUGCCUAGAUUGACCUAAAACACAUAUAGAAUUUGAUUACAACACUGACAUGGGUAUUUACUUAGUGUGUUUGUUUGUGGUAUUUAAGGGUGGUUUUGUUUUCAGUUAUGAGAAAUUGAUGUUUUUCCCCCAUAGUUAGUGAUGAAAUCAUAGCGUUUGGAUCCGUCAACACAAGGAACUUCCAGAACCUGCAGAAUAUUGCCUCAGUGGUUCAGCAUAGUGAAGGGGUAUGUUGGUCUGUGAUCAGAAUAAUCUUGUUAUAACCGCUUUUAUUUUAUUGUUCAUAUGCCAAAUGACAUUAUCAUGAUAAUGUAUCAUGAUGACAGCAAUAUGAAAUGCAGUCACUACAUUGAUAACAUACCAGGCAUGACAUGUUGUCUUUCCAUUUUCUCUGUAGAAACCAUUAAACGUUAUAUUGAUUCGAAACGGCCAGAAGACCCAAAUGGGCCUUACCCCACAGCAGUGGUCAGGGAGAGGUUUACUGGGGUGAGUUUCCUACCUAUUGAGCUGGAUAUUAGACUGAUUUCUAUUUGAUCUAAUUUUACUGUAGUUCACAUUUGAUAGCAUGGAUGUUAAAAUACAUGCCAUGCCAAGAUGCAAAAAAGAAACAUCCCUUUUUCAGGACCCUGUCUUUCAAAUAUAAUUCGUAAAAAUCCAAAUAACUUCACAGAUCUUCAUUGUAAAGGGUUUACAUUUUACAUUACAUUUUAGUCAUUUAGCAGACGCUCUUAUCCAGAGCGACUUACAAUUAGUGCAUACAUUAUUAAUUUUUUUUCAUACCCCCUGUGGGAAUCGAACCCACAACCCUGGCGUUGCAAACGCCAUGCUCUAUCAACUGAGCUACAUCCCUGCCGGCCAUUCCCUCCCCUACCCUGGACGACGCUGGGACAAUUGCGCGCCGCCUCGUGGGUCUCCCGGUCGCGGCCGGCUACGACAGAGCCUGGAUUCGAACCAGGAUCUCUAGUGGCACAGCUAGCACUGCGAUGCAGUGCCUUUAGACCACUGCACCACUUUAAACACUGUUUCCCAUGCUUGUGCAAUGAACCAUAAACAAUUAACGAACAUGCACCUGUGGAACGGUCGUUAAGACACUAACAGAUUACAGAUGGUAGGCAAUUAAGGUCACAGUUAUGAAAACUUAGGACACUAAAAACACCAAAAGAAAGAUGCCCAGGGUCCCUGCUCAUCUGCGUGAACAUGCCUUAGGCAUGCUGCAAGGAGGCAUGAUGACUGCAGAUGUGGCCAGGGCAAUAAAUUGCAAUGUCCGUACUGUGAGACGCAUAAGACAGCGCUACAGGGAGACAGGACGAACAGCUGAUCGUCCUCACAGUGGCAGACCACGUGUAACAACACCUGCGGGACAGGUACAGGAUGGCAACAACAACUGCCCGAGUUACACCAGGAACGCACAAUCCCUCCAUCAUUGCUCAGGCUGUCCGCAAUAGGCUGAGAGAGGCUGGACUGAGGGCUUGUAGGCCUGUUGUAAGGCAGGUCCUCACCAGACAUCACCGGCAACAACGUCACCUAUGGGCACAAACCCACCGUCGCUGGACCAGACAGGACUGGCAAAAAGUGCUCUUCACUGACGAGUUGCGGUUUGGUCUCAACAAGGGUGAUGGUCGGAUUCGUGUUUAUCAUAGAAGAAAUGAGCGUAACACCCAGGCCUGUACUCUGGAGUAGGAUCAAUUUGGAGGUGGAGGGUCCGUCAUUGUUAUGAUUAAUUUUCUGGUAUCGGUAAGUUCAGGAUGCAAGAGAGUAGUCGAACACUUAGAUGGAGAGUUGAUUCAUAGUUAUUUAAUAGUUACAGUACUGGAUUCAUCUGACAAGCGCUACGGGCAUAGCCUAUUGUCAUCCAAAUGACUUUACAUAGAAAACCUCUGUUUAUAUAAUGCUUUCAGAACUAAUUCCAUCCAACAUUUGCCAACCAUUAUUGAGUGCCACUCAUCUCCUACAAUAGGAUCCCCCUACAUGGUAUCGUGUGGCACCCUAGCCAGGCCAUUUCAUCACGUACUCCUAAGUUUAGCACCAUUGGCCCCCAAUCUAUCUUGGCACGUAGACCUUCUGUCACACACCCGUGACAUAACUAACACAUGGCGUGGCCUUAUCCUUUCUAUAUGAGAUCAACGACAUUAACCAAAAUGGUAUAAAAAUACGUUAUAUCAGUCAUGGUCUGGGGCAGUGUGUCACAGCAUCAUCGGACUGAGCUUGUUGUUAUUGCAGGCAAACUCAACGCUGUGCGUUACAGGGAAGACAUCCUCCUCAUCCUGACAUGACCCUCCAGCAUGACAAUGCCACCAGCCAUACUGCUCGUUCUGUGCAUGAUUUCCUGCAAGACUGUCCGUGUUCUGCCAUGGCCAGAGAAGAGCCCGGAUCGCAAUCCCAUUGAGCACGUCUGGCACCUGUUGGAUCGGAGGGUGAGGGCUAGGGCCAUUCCCCCCAGAAAUGUCCAGGAACUUGCAGGUGCCUUGGUGGAAGAGUGGGGUAACAUCUCACAGCAAGAACUGGCAAAUCUGGUGCAGUCCAUGAGGAGGAGAUGCACUGCAGUACUUAAUGCAGCUGGUGGCCACACCAGAUACUGACUGUUACUUUUGAUCCCCCAUUUGUUCAGGGACACAUUCAAUUUCUGUUAGUCAUGUCUGUGGAAUUUGUUUAGUUUUUGUCUCAGUUGUUGAAACUUGUUAUGUUCAUACAAAUAUUUACACGUUAAGUUUGCUGAAAAUAAACGCAGUUGACAGUGAGAGGACGUUUCUUUUUUUGCUGAGUUUAUAUCUAAGAGAGAUUGAUUAUUGACUGCUUAUUAAUUGUUUUUCCAACAGAUGUAACAUUGUACCCAUCCAAAAAUGAUAAGGAUCAUAAGGUGACAUCUUCGGGUCAACCUUACCACUAGCUCUGCGCUGGUAUGCCACUGGGUGGCUAUGAGUUAGGGAUAUGUUUGAGCCCAUAGAUUAGAAGACUGCCAUUUUCAACUGAUCCAAUGUCAAUUUCAUGUUCUAAUAAAAAGUAUU
This is a messenger RNA of Coregonus sp. 'balchen', 3500 nucleotides long. The record is from the annotation of a GenBank genome assembly. Lineage: Eukaryota; Metazoa; Chordata; Actinopteri; Salmoniformes; Salmonidae.